UAAGUCGCAGCUGAUACAAGCAGAGGCAGUUUCCCCCUUCUCUCUCUUACAUAGCUCACAGCUUCUGGCUGCAGAAUAUCAUGCGCCUGUGUGUGUGUAUUGUGCUCAUAGCUGCACAUCUGGGAUCUGAAAUUGUGGUUUGUGGUUCUUCUGGCAGGGUGGAGAAGACAUCGCCCUCUCAGAGCUGCUCCCAGGUGAAGCUGAAACCUGCUGGACAAUGCGAAAAUGAAGAGGAAUGCCCCUACCAGAUCACCCUUCCUCCUCUCACCAUCGAGCUGCCCAAGCAGUUCCAGCUGCUGAAAAAAGCCAUGUCGGAGCUGCAGAGCAUGAAGGAGACAGUGAAGCAACUGAAGAGUGCCUGUCUAAGCUGCACCCUUCAAAGUGACAGUACAGGGACACAACACAGAGGAGACAAUGAUGGAACACCACCACCCAAAAAUAAGAGUUCAAGCAAUCCCAUCAAAGAGAUGAAUGUGAAGAUGACCAAGAUGUCCACCAGCCUGAAGAACGCUCACACACAGAUUAAAGACCUGCAGAAACAGGUGGAGCAACUCAGUGAAGUGAAGAAAGUGGGGACAAUUUUGGACAACAAGGGAGACAACAAGAGCUGCUUGACCGAGUGCCCUUAUUCAAACUCUCCAAUACACAUCCUAGCACCUCGAGACUGCUCAGAAUACAGUGUCAUGAAGAAGAGUAAGAAUGGAGUCUAUAAGGUUACCCCUGAUCCCAGAAAUGGGACCUUUGAGGUUUUCUGUGACAUGGAGUCCCAUGGUGGUGGCUGGACUGUUGUGCAGCACCGAAUCAACGGCAGUGUGAAUUUCAACCGCACCUGGUCUGACUAUAAGAAUGGCUUUGGGGACAUGCGUGGGGAGUUUUGGCUUGGAAAUGACCGUAUCCACCUGCUUACCAAAACCAAGGACAUGAUGCUGCGCAUAGAGCUUGAGGACUUCCAGGGCGUACAUGAGUAUGCAAAGUACAACCAUUUUUAUGUAUCAAAUGAAUUCCUUAAAUACCGCUUGUCCAUACGUGAAUACUCAGGGACUGCUGGUAAUGCCCUGCAUACCAAGGACUACGACCAUGAUCAGAUGUUUUUCACUACGUGGGACAGAGACAACGAUAAGUACGAUGCGGGAAGCUGUGGUGCUUACUACGGAUCGGGCUGGUGGUUCAAUUCCUGUAUGUCAGCUAACCUCAAUGGCAAAUACUACUACAAGAGGUACACGGGGAAGCGAGAUGGCAUUUACUGGAGCACAUGGCCCAAUAUGCCCAAGGAGCACUACCUGACCAACAGCAGGCAAUCAUUCAAAACGGUCAGGAUGAUGAUCAGGCCAAAGAACUAUGCUCCAUAAGUUAAUAAGAGGAUUAUUACAGAAAAGGACAAUUAGAUAAUGAAACAUUUAUGUUUAAAAUACAAGUUGUUCAGGACAAUUUGUUUUAAAAAAAUGAGAAAUGCAAAAAAAAAAAAAAAACCCAGCAGUGUGCAAAUGUUAAAAAAAAAAAAAAUCAAAAUUUAGGUAAUUACUUCUUCCUCUGUCUAAUACUGCCACCUAGGUGACCUGCAACGUAGACAUUGCAGAGUACAAGAGAAUAGCAACCACUAGGUUAUGCCUUUCAGCUCACAAUCUUGCUGUAGAGACUGGUUGAUGGGCUAGAAUUCCACGUGACGAACGAUUAUGCCCUUGUGGUGUAGUUCAAACUGAAGAACAUAUCCUUUGUAAAUGCCCAUUGACUGCAGAUAUCAGAUCAGAGAAUUCAGAUAUGAACUUUUCGAACAUUCAUUAUUUAAAAAAUAAAAUAAAAUUCUGAUAAAGUAAGAGUGUGUAAAAUAUGUGCGAAUUCCAUGAAAAGGUAUUAGUAGGCUUUCUCAUGAUCCCAGCGUUUUCUUUUGAGUAGUAGGGGCUAAGGUUAUAUCUUGCUGUCUAGCCUUAAAUCCUAUGAAAUUCUACUGUUGUAGGUUCAUAUUUGUAGCCCUUGAGAUGUUUUUGCUAUUUUAUUCGUGCUUAUUUCCUCAUCUUGGCUUGAUUAUUUUCUUUUUUUGGUAAAAGCUGUAUUAUUCAUGUUUUUUGUCCGUCCUGCUCGCUCUACAUAUAUUGGAUAUUAUAGCAAUAAACUAAUCGAGUCUAUUCUAAUCUAGGUUAAUAAAUCUAGGUCUAAUAGAACUUGCUACAUUUCUUGUAUCGCUCUCGGUAAAAUCCCACAUAGCCUUGAUGAUUUUUUUUAAUCGGAUACAUAUUCUAUUACAUAAUAUCACUCCAAUACUAAAAAAAAAAAUCUGUAACAUUGAAUAACAACAACGUGUCUUUUUUUUUACUACUGACACACUAAUACAUUAAGCAUAAAAAAGUCAUGUACAACAAAUUUGUAUAAAAACCUACUGUGCCUAAACCAUUUUCACACUCUAUAUGUGGUAAUUAAGUGCUUAUUUAGAAUUGACUUUGAAAAAAACAAAAAACAAAAUGUUUUUGUGUUCAUAUUUACAGAUUAACAUUUUUUUUUCAGAUGAACAAAAGCUGUGUGCAAACUCGAGCAUUUCUGUAUAGUUUUCUGUAUAUAUUUUAACUUGGUUUUAUAAUUAUUAAUGUAUAUGCCAAGUUAAAUUCAAAUAGAAACUUAUCAUUGCUUUUAUUAAACUUCAUUUUCCAAAGAAACCAAAAUAAAAAAAGUCAUGAUUGUAUAAA
Neoarius graeffei (lesser salmon catfish) is the source of this 2678-nucleotide messenger RNA. It is a transcript of the gene fgl2a, whose product is annotated as fibrinogen-like 2a. The coding region runs from base 81 to 1349 and encodes 422 amino acids. The record is from RefSeq and is a predicted model, not a curated record. The transcript is spliced from 2 exons. NCBI's taxonomy places the organism in Eukaryota, Metazoa, Chordata, Actinopteri, Siluriformes, Ariidae.